Vigna umbellata (rice bean) is the source of this 1358-nucleotide messenger RNA. The record is from RefSeq and is a predicted model, not a curated record. Lineage: Eukaryota; Viridiplantae; Streptophyta; Magnoliopsida; Fabales; Fabaceae.
AUGGUGGAGGUAAUGAAAGCACCAAAUGGAACAGUGAGGAAUUUUAACACACAGUCUAUAGGACUUGUGAAUUGCAUUAUCAGAAGACCAACUAACGGGAAAUUAAUCGGGUAUAACACAGAUUAUGUUGGUGCUAUUUCUGUAAUUGAGGAUGGGUUACGAGGUAAACAUAAUGGUAGUAGCACAACUGUUUCUCCAUUAGCCGAUAAGUUGUUUGUUGUAAUUGGGGUCGGUAGUGCUGGAAAAGCAGUUCCUUAUGGUGCAAAAGAGAAAGGAGCAAGGGUUGUGAUUGCGAAUCGUACCUACGAUCGAGCCAGAGAACUUGUUGAUGCAAUUGGAGGAGAUGCUUUAUCCCUUUCUUAUUUGGAUAAUUUCCAUUCGGAGGAUGGUAUGAUUCUUGCAAACACAACAUCAAUUGGAAUGAUACCAAAAGUUGACGAGACGCCUAUUUCUAAGCAUGCUUUGAAACCUUACUCCCUUGUUUUUGAUUUUGUGUACACACCCAAGAUGACUAGACUGUUGAAAGAAGCAAAAAAAGCAGGAGUCACCAUUGUGAAAGGAUUUGAGAUGUUUUUAGGGCAAGCAGAUGGUCAGUUUGAGAAUUUCACUGGAUUGCCUGAAGCUCUUCAGAAAAAUUAUGAAAGAUUAUUAAUGAGACAUUUCAACGUGAUUGGAUCAGACCCUAAUGGAAAUUUGGGUGAGGCUCCUUGGCCUGAACUGCGAGAGCAAGGUCGAAUAUCAGCUUGCUUUGAUGCUGCUCGUGGUAUUGUACCUGGUUUAAAGGUAAGAGAAACAGACUAUAAGACGGCUGAUGGAACUUGCAUACGAGAUUAUAUCGAUGUAACUGACCUGGUCGAUGCUCAUGUAAAAGCUCUAGAAAAGGCACAACCUGCUAAAGUUGGGAUCUACAAUGUUGGCACUGGAAAGGGUAGUUCAGUGAAGCAGUUUGUGGAAGCUUGUAAAAAGGCGACAGGGGUGGACAUUAAAGUGGAAUUCCUUCCUCGUCGUCCUGGUGAUUAUGCUGAGGUGUACAGUGACCCAAGAAAGAUCAAACGUGAACUGGAUUGGAGUGCUAAGUACACUGAUCUUCAACAGAGUUUGAGGAUUGCAUGGAGAUGGCAGAAAUCUCAUCGUGAUGGUUAUGGGGUUUCAAAUGAAUUGCGUUGAAUUACUUGAAAUUCUACCAAUGAAACCCCUGCUGCAAUUCUAUUUAUCUAUUUAUAUAUUAGAAAAUUUAUUCUUAGGGACCCUGUAGUUCAUUCGUUACAUGAAUUCACCUUAUUAUAUGAUUCAAUAAUAUAAUGCUGAGCCCCUAUUAUAGCUUUCUUCAAUAUCCUACAAUCAUAUUUCAACUCUUU